Molecule: messenger RNA, 917 nt
Organism: Glossina fuscipes
Lineage: Eukaryota; Metazoa; Arthropoda; Insecta; Diptera; Glossinidae
Product: nardilysin-like
Exons: 4
Coding region: 19-363 (114 amino acids)
Source: RefSeq, a predicted model, not a curated record
UAAUUGGGUCAUGACAGAAUGAAUUCAACUUUCGGCGAGGUUUUCAUGUUUUUAACAAAUUUAGCUUGGAAGAGUCGCCUAGCUAUACCGGUACUAGUAACAACGGCGUUUCUCAUCAUGGAUAUUAGAUUACAAAUUGAAAUUAAUUUACAAUUUGGGCAAGCGGCGGCUGCAGAUUUAGAUCAAUUAGCUGAUAAUUCGGACGACGACGACGACGAUAAUACGAAUGGCGAUGUCGAUUAUGAAGAAUAUACGACUGAUUCGCAGGAUGAAGAUGAAAACGAAUAUACUUGUUUAAUUAAUUCGUCGCUAACAGCAGAUGGCGUUAGAAUGCCUAAAUCUGUGAACAGUAAGGUAAUGUAAGCCGGUGGAGUAUAAUCGACGGAUGGGUGCACUUUAGAAACGUCAUUUAUAUCUUUGCGAGCAUACUAAGGUGUUAGUAAGGAUUAAAAAGAGAUAAAUUUUCGAGUUUAGAAUUUUAAUGUCCAUAGGAAUUGAUUAGUUGCCUUGUAUUCUUCUGGCAAAUCGCUUUGAUUAAGUGGAUGAAGUCGUGUAAAUUCAAAACUUUCCGCCAAAACAUAAAAAGGCUUCUUCAUUUCACGUGCGCAUAAAGCCAUAGUAAAAGUGCCCAAAGCGAUUAACAAUUCCACCACUUUGGACUACAGCUUCGUCUCCCUCCAUCACAAAGUCAACAGAUUCCAUAACAUAACCUAGUGCUUCGUCCAGGAUGAGUGUACAGUCAAUCGCCGCGGAUUCCAUUUCACUCAUCAUUUGUUCCCUGUUUGAAAAUUUUUUACAUUUCAAUUAUUUGCAAUAAAAUUCCCACACCAACCCCAUCUUAUCGGGACCAUCUUGUGUUAUGUAAACAUGGAAUUGCUUAUUUGCUUUAGCUGCUGUUAAUAAGGCUUUUUAAACUA